AUUCUACACUUAUGCCAAUAAGCGGUUUUGUGGUCUGAGCGUUUCCAUAGUAACACAGGGUUAUCCAAUGAGAAGGAGGGGACUGCUUGGUCAGUAUUCCAUUCCAACACAAGUAUCAAGCAGUCUUACAAUUACAGUGAGAGAAUACGAACUCACUUUAUGUAUACGUAUAAAUAUUGAAAUUUAAACUUGAUUAAAAUCUGAAAACUUGGACAGGAUAUAUAUAAAUAUACUACCCAGGACACUACAUCAAAGUGUGAGUACACUUUCAGUUAUUAAAUAAAAAUAUGUUAUCUUAAUUAUAAAGCUGCAAUAUGGCACAGACUCGAAUUCUUAUAUUUGGCCAUUCAUUAAUACAUUGGUUAAAUGAUUAUCAACUGAAAAAUAAAACAAAUCUGGAUUUAGAUGACUCAUUGAAAUUGAACUUUCGAGGCAUCCGAGGCGGCAGUUUCCACUGGAGAUUGGGAUCGAAAUCGAAAUAUCAAAAGAAAAUGUUAUCAGCAUAUCUGUCUGAAGAGGUAAAAGCAUUUUCGCCGAUGGUUGUAUACUUACAGUUUGGCGGAAAUGAUCUGGAUGUGCGUCAUUGCGACAUAGAUAAAAUUAUUACAAAAGUAGAAAGCAUAGCUAACUUUCUCCUUGAAGGAUUUGACAGCAUAAAACUUGUAUGCAUUGGUCAUGCUUUCAAACGUCUUACACUGACAAACACUUUUUAUGAAGACUAUGAAAGCCGCCGAUUAUUGUUCAAUGCUAAAUUAAAUUCCAUUGGAGUCAAAUAUGAGCGCAUCUUUGUAUUUCCAAAUCAAGGAUUCUACAACGAAGUCACGACAUUGUAUGAUUCAAAGGGCAUUCAUCUUUCGGACUUAGGCAAUGAAAAAUUUGCCACAAAUCUAAAAAGGAUCCUUAUUUUCUCAAAACGUAAAUUACUACAGUGA
Molecule: messenger RNA, 932 nt
Organism: Owenia fusiformis
Lineage: Eukaryota; Metazoa; Annelida; Polychaeta; Sabellida; Oweniidae
Source: the annotation of a GenBank genome assembly